This is a messenger RNA of Punica granatum (pomegranate), 1738 nucleotides long. Lineage: Eukaryota; Viridiplantae; Streptophyta; Magnoliopsida; Myrtales; Lythraceae. The record is from RefSeq and is a predicted model, not a curated record.
CGCCAUUUCCAAAAACCCGAAUAACAAUGCCGAACGGACAGAUUGGAUAAGAGAGAAAAGAGGGCGGGCCGCCGGCGGCAGCGGCAGCAGCAGCAGCAGCGACAGAACAAUGGCGAACCUCAGAACGGCCAUGGACGCGGCCUUCUGGGACCUCGACCUCUCUUCUCCGCAGGCCCUGGACGGCUCCGCCAAGCUGGUACCCGGCUCCCCGGCCCCGCUUGACGGUGCCAGAGCUAGCAGAGCCCUCCGAUUUCAGCAGCUCUCCUUUCUCGGCAAUGGCUUUCCUCUCGGCAUCAUCCCCUCGUACUCCCCCACUCCUCACAAGGAACUCGGCUCUUUCUGCCUCCAGUCCCUCCUCCUUCGCCCCGCCACCUCCAACUGGUGGCUUGGAUUGGUGGGGCAGUUCCGGCCUAAGAAAUUGAUCUCAUCCAUAAAAGCAGAGAUUUCAAAUGUGGAUGAAUGGGAGCUUUCGGCAGUAAAAGACUUUGCGAAGCACUUCUUGGAUAAGUCGCUUUACUCAAUCGGCUUGUGCUCACAGCUCUCGUUGUCCCCCUCAUCUUCUGUUCUGAUCAGCACCGAGAAGCACGGCGAGAAGAAAAGGCGCCGCCACAAGUUCAUGCUUUUUCAUAAGCUUCCAAAUCAUGACAUCACAAUGGAGGCUGCAUGGCCUGGCUUGUUUAUUGACCAAAAAGGCAGAUAUUGGGAUGUUCCUGAGUCCAUCUCCUUAGACCUUCUAUCCCUUGCUUCUGAAACUGGGUUCCGGUACCGCUUUGGUAUACAUAAAAAUAGUGGUCAACCUCAUCCUGUGAAUGGCAUCACCAGUGAGGUUCCUUCAUCUGUAUUGCAAGGAAUUUGUGCAAAGGCAGCAUUUUCUUACGAGAAGAGCAAAGACAUUUGGAGAGUAAAGGAGACAAAAGAGGAUCUCAUGAUUAAGACUGACAAGGGCAUUUUUCUACGGCCAUCAUACGAUAUUCGUCUCAAAGAACCGCAUGCUGCAGUAUCUGGAAUAAUUGGUGGCACCUUUACAGCAUGGCUUAGGAAUGGGAAGAGCUUUCUGCAGGCUGAGUCAAGGGAGGAAGGGAACUUAUCCCCAAGCACCAGAAGAAGAAGCCCAUUAAGUUCUGAUUUAUUUGGUUCAGUUUGCUAUACUUAUCAGCAUGGGAAGUUUAGGAAAUAUUAUGGUGAUCUAACCCGUUUGGAUGCUCGCUUUGACAUAAAUUCGGCAUCAGCAUUAGUCCAAAGAGUUUUUAAUGUUUUAAGGGGUUCUUCAGUUAGCAGCAAUGACAGAUCCUUGUCUUCUCCCAAGCUCAACUUUAUCUUCCAGCAACAGGUUGCUGGGCCGUUUGUGUUCCGUGUGGAUUCGAGGCUUUCACUUGGUUCUUCCUCAGAAAAGCACGGUCCACACAUUGAGGAUAUGAUAUACAGCUUGAGCUACUCCCUCAGGCUACUACAAUCCGGGAAAGUUGUUGCUUGGUACUCUCCUAAAAGGAAAGAGGGAAUGAUAGAGUUGCGCCUAUUUGAGUUUUGAUCCUUAGUCUUUUGUUCCCCCUUUAAUUUGAUUCAUAGAGAUCCACCCUUCAUUAGGUCCUGAGUUGCAGGCAAAGCAUCAAGGUUCGAGAGAAAAUGCUGAGGGGUCUGUAAUGUUACCCUUAAAAUGACUUAGGAUGCUCUUCGGUUGUAGGGGAUAACUUUGGUUUGAAACUUUUGGAAAGAAAGUGUUGUCACCAUGUUUUAUUUA